AUGGCUGCUCCCGCCGUAUUGCCACUGCGCGUGCUAGAUCUUGUCUUCGUUUCUAAUAUCGCCUGCUACCAGAUAACUCCCAAAGCCAUCGUUUCGGACGCCUGUGCCUCCUACUCUACCCUCGACAAGCUGAACUUUGCUGUCAAACCUCUACUCGACGACCUUACCACCACGACCGACUUCUUCUCACACUACCGUCUCAACCUCUUCAACAAAAGGUGCCCCUUCUGGAACGACGAAAAUGGUAUGUGCGGCAACAUUGCCUGCGCCGUAGAGACGCUGGACGACGAGGCGGACAUACCAGAGGUCUGGCGCUCAGCAGAACUUGGCAAACUGGAGGGACCGGUGGCGAAACAUCCCGGCCCCAGGGCGAAGAAGAAUACGGACCGUCCCCUCCAACACGGCCUCGGCACCAAUGUGGGAGAGAGCUGCGUGUUCGAGUACGACGACGAAUGCGAUGAGCGUGACUACUGCGUUCCCGAAGACGAAAGCGCUUCUUCAAAGGGCGACUACGUCAGCCUCCUUCGAAACCCUGAACGCUUCACUGGUUACGCAGGCGUCGGUGCUGCCCAGGUCUGGGAUGCCAUAUAUCGGGAGAACUGUUUUUCGAGAUCCUCGUUCCCCAACUCUGCCGCCCUUGGCGUAUCGCAACAGAGCUCUGUGCUUAACAAGGUUGGGCCCGCGGCCGAGGACCUAAAACAGAUCCUGGAGGCCGCUGGACGCCAGCAAGCGUUGGAGCAGAUCCGCGAGACGCAUCCAAACACCCCGUUUGUGGCUCAGACGGGCUUCGAAGCCCAAGAUGAGUGCCUCGAGAAGCGUGUCUUCUACCGCGUCAUCUCGGGUAUGCACGCAAGCAUUAGCACUCACCUUUGCUGGGACUUCCUCAAUCAGACCACCGGCCAGUGGCAGCCCAAUCUCGCCUGCUACAAGACACGACUUCACGAGCACCCCGACCGCAUUAGCAACCUGUACUUCAAUUACGCGCUGGUGACUCGCGCUGUUGCCAAGCUGGGACCUUUCAUCCAGGGCGAAGCCGGUCAAGAGCGAUAUACUUUUUGUACCGGCGACCCUUACGAAGAUGAUGCGACGAGGGCCAAGGUGCUGGCCGUGACGCAGGGUGCCGCAUCAGUUCCCCAGAUUUUCGAUGAGAGCCUCAUGUUUAAGAACGGCGAGGGUCCAUCACUCAAGGAGGACUUCAGGAACCGCUUCCGCAACGUCAGCCGCGUCAUGGACUGCGUCGGCUGUGACAAGUGUCGCCUGUGGGGCAAGCUGCAGACAGCGGGCUAUGGCACGGCGCUCAAAGUCCUCUUUGAGUUCGACAAUGCCAGCGAAGAUCUCCCCCAGCUGAAGCGGACCGAGAUUGUGGCGCUGUUCAACACGUACGCGCGGAUCAGCAGCUCUUUGCGCGCCAUUGGCAAGUUCAGGGGCAUGGUAGAGGAACAGCAAGCGCUGGAGGGCGUCUCGUCUCUUGCCCAGGAGGCCGUUGAGCCUCCAGUGGGAGCUGGAGCACAAGCUCAAGCAUCUGAUGCAGAUGAGGACGGCCUGGACGACGACGAUUACGAGGAGGAGGAGGACGAGGAAGAGGGGGACGACGAGGACGACGAGGAUGAAGCAUCCGCCAAGAAAAAAGGCAGCCAGUGCGGUAUGAAGUCGGAUAAGAAUGCCACCGUGAGCCAGAGCUUGGACGACGAGCUCAGGCUCGUCAUGCGCGUGACCAAGCUGGUCCUGGUGCAGUGGGCUUCUUUCCCCGGAACACUUUGGCACAUAGUCAGCAACGAGACGAAGCGUUUCGGUCAGUUCUUCCUCGGCCUGCCCGUCUCGCCGCGGACAUGGAAGUUUGAGCGGCCAAACUUGGAUGAGCUGUAG
Molecule: messenger RNA, 1866 nt
Organism: Verticillium dahliae VdLs.17
Lineage: Eukaryota; Fungi; Ascomycota; Sordariomycetes; Glomerellales; Plectosphaerellaceae
Product: endoplasmic oxidoreductin-1
Exons: 2
Coding region: 1-1866 (621 amino acids)
Biological process (GO): protein folding in endoplasmic reticulum
Cellular component (GO): endoplasmic reticulum membrane; endoplasmic reticulum
Molecular function (GO): FAD binding; thiol oxidase activity; protein-disulfide reductase activity
Source: RefSeq, a predicted model, not a curated record